This is a messenger RNA of Strongylus vulgaris, 234 nucleotides long. NCBI's taxonomy places the organism in Eukaryota, Metazoa, Nematoda, Chromadorea, Rhabditida, Strongylidae. The record is from the annotation of a GenBank genome assembly.
AUGGAAAAGGGCUGCCAGUAUGCGUGCUGUCGUUCAAAGGAAAGAAACCUUACCUUAGGGAAUCCGGCACAACUUGCCACCACAGGUGGAGGAGGUGGUGGAGCAGGGACGGGGUUUUCGCCUCGUGCAGGUGCUGUGCUUAAAUUUCGUUUUGGAAGAGUUGGAUCCGCACAUGUUGUGGCAACAGCAGAUCCUACAAAUAAACUUCUAAUUUCCCUUGUCCGCUUAUCCUAG